Molecule: messenger RNA, 7703 nt
Organism: Capra hircus (goat)
Lineage: Eukaryota; Metazoa; Chordata; Mammalia; Artiodactyla; Bovidae
Gene: CREB3L2
Product: cAMP responsive element binding protein 3 like 2
Exons: 12
Coding region: 411-1973 (520 amino acids)
Biological process (GO): regulation of transcription by RNA polymerase II
Molecular function (GO): cAMP response element binding; DNA-binding transcription factor activity, RNA polymerase II-specific
Source: RefSeq, a predicted model, not a curated record
UGGAGCAGAGCUGAGGAGCCCUGGGGAGUCUCAAAGUUUUGAGUCUGGAGCAGUAGCGGAGAGUGGGCUUAUUGAGAGGGGCUUUUCUUGGGAUGAGAACUGAUCUCCUGCCUUUAUUUUGGAGGCACACCCUGGUUUAUUCUCCUCAGCCUACGAUCUGAUCUCUGGACAAUCUGUCUCCUCAGGAGAUCCUCAGAUCUCCGAGGACACUGGACCCUUGGCAGUUCUGUCUGAGGCAGAGGAGUGAACCGUUUGCUUCCUAAGUGCAUAAGCUACACGCAUACGCACGCACACACGGGCACACACACAGGCACACACCCUCACGCGGAGGCGGAUCUCGCCCACCGAGGCCGCCCAGUCCGCUCCCCUCCUGCGCUCAGCAUCCUCGGCCCAUCGCGCCUCGGACCACCAUGGAGGUGCUGGAGAGCGGGGAGCAGAGCGUCCUGCAGUGGGACCGCAAGCUGAGCGAGCUGUCAGAGCCCGGGGAGACCGAGGCUCUCAUGUACCACACGCACUUCUCGGAGCUUCUGGAUGAGUUUUCCCAGAACGUCUUGGGCCAGCUCCUGAACGACCCUUUCCUCUCAGAGAAGAGCGUGUCGAUGGAGGUGGAGCCGUCCCCAACGUCCCCGGCGCCCCUCAUCCAGGCUGAGCACAGCUACUCCCUAUGUGAGGAGCCUCGGGCCCAGUCGCCAUUCACCCACAUCACCGCCAGCGACAGCUUCAAUGACGAUGAAGUGGAGAGUGAGAAAUGGUACCUGUCUCCAGACUUUCCACCAACAACCAUCAAGACAGAGCCCAUCACGGACGAGCCACCCUCGGGACUUGUCCCCUCUGUCACGCUGACCAUCACCGCAAUCUCCACCCCGUUUGAAAAGGAGGAAACCCCUCUGGAAAUGAACGCUGGGGUUGAUUCCUCAUGCCAGACCAUUAUUCCUAAGAUUAAGCUGGAGCCUCAUGAAGUGGAUCAGUUCCUAAACUUCUCUCCCAAGGAAGCCUCCGUGGACCACCUGCACUUACCACCCACUCCUCCCAGCAGCAACAGCAGCGACUCCGAGGGCAGCCUGAGUCCCAGCCCGCGCCUGCAUCCCUUUGGCCUUCCGCAGACCCACAGCCCCGCCAGGGCCCCGGCGCGGGCCCCCUCGGCGCUGGCCAGCUCCCCGCUCCUCACUGCUCCUCAUAAGCUGCAGGGAUCAGGCCCCCUGGUCCUGACGGAGGAGGAGAAGAGGACCCUGAUCGCCGAGGGCUAUCCCAUCCCCACCAAGUUGCCCCUGACGAAAUCAGAGGAGAAGGCCCUAAAGAAAAUCCGGAGGAAAAUCAAGAAUAAGAUUUCAGCCCAGGAAAGUAGGAGGAAGAAGAAAGAAUACAUGGACAGCUUGGAGAAAAAGGUAGAGUCUUGUUCAACAGAGAACUUGGAGCUUCGGAAGAAGGUGGAGGUUCUGGAGAACACCAACAGAACUCUCCUGCAGCAGCUGCAGAAGCUUCAGACUUUGGUGAUGGGCAAGGUUUCUCGCACCUGCAAGCUGGCCGGCACGCAGACUGGCACAUGCCUCAUGGUCGUGGUGCUGUGCUUUGCCGUAGCGUUCGGCAGCUUCUUUCAGGGCUAUGGGCCCUAUCCUUCUGCCACCAAGAUGGCCCUGCCCAGCCAGCAUUCCCUGCAGGAACCCUACACGUCCUCCGUAGUGAGAUCCAGGAACCUGCUGAUCUAUGAGGAACAUUCUCCCUUGGAGGAGCCGCCCAGUUCUGCCUCAGCUGGGGAGCUGGGACGCUGGGACCGAGGCUCUGCUCUGCUUAGGGCAAAAGGGCUGGAGUCCAGGCCAGACGUGGAUCUUCCUCAUUUCAUUAUCUCAAAUGAGACCAGCCUGGAGAAAUCAGUGCUUUUGGAGCUGCAGCAGCACAUGGUCAGCACCAACCUGGAGGGGAAUGAGACACUAAAAGUUGUAGAACUCGACAGAAGAGUGAACGCCACCUUUUAAAGAGGCUAUCGCCACCUCCCUCUGUCUCUUCACUUUGCCUUUACCUCUCCAAACCACCUUUUGUCAUAAGCUUUUCCUUUGUGCCCACCCAAUCUGGACGAAGACCUGGACCAGCGGUCCUGGCUCUGGAUGGGAGGACGGCCGGCCUGGAAUUUCCGCCUGCGGUGAGAGAGCGCCUCCCCCGGUCCCACGUCCCUCCCUGCAGAGGAGCCCGCCCCCGUCCCUCGCUUACUGCCAUAGGCAAUUAUCUUCGGUCGGGGUGGGACAAGCAGGCUUGUUUCUACCGACAGUGCCAAAAAGAUACGGCCCGAUUCUCACCGGGGUGGGUGUGACCGCCUCCUUGAAGAAGAGCUGACUGUUGUUCACUCGAGACCCCACAAAAAUUUACCAGGAUGCUCGUUGGAAUCUGGCGAAGCACUGACUGACGUCCUGCCUUCCUCAGCCUGGCUCUGCGGUGCCCCGCGGGCGCCCCUUGCCGCUCUGCCCUGGGCCCCGGCCCAGGGUCCCUUCGCCGGAGCAAGGCGCCCCCUUCGUACUCUCAGGCCGCAAGUGCAAUGCCUGAAGGAAUCAGGCUUCUCUACUCCAGGCAAACCUGCCCCGUCAUGUUGCUUGUAGGAUUUCUCCACAGUCUGUGUCCCCACACGCCCCUAGUUCUGCCUCCCUGGCUUCUCCUCCCCAUUUGUAAAUAGUAUUUAUUAGCUUGCAGAGGCUUCCCCGGGCGACCACUGAAGACAUCGGGACGCCUCCCCUCCAGGCUCACAAGGUCCUCUGUUGGCCUGUGGAGCGAAGAGGGCAGCCUGGACUCUGGGAUUCCCCAUUCUUCCAGGCCGUGUUUUGUUUUGUGUUUUCUUCUUCUUUUUUUUUUGGCUGGAGGCUUCUAAUUAUAGUUGGGGAACCUCCCUAAGCAUGUGUCCUCCUGGAGCAUGAACUCAGAGGGGAAGAGGGAGCAGGGCUCAGGUCUGAGGCUCUGUGGACAGGUGCUUUUUCUGCCCUGUGCCCAUGCCAGGGAAGCCCUGACCCAGGCGUUUCAGACAGCCAUGCUAGCUCAGUUUUCCCCACCUGCCCCGACUCGUCUGCCUUCCCUUCCUCUUCUGCCUCCAUACAGAGGCUGGGCCUGAGGCCUGCUCCUGGGGUCAGAGCAGGUGACAUUUCUGUAUCUGUGUCUUACCUUUUCUAGUCAGGUUUGGCCACUUUGCAGCUCACCCAAAGAGACACAACCUAAUCCCCCAACCUACUUCUUUUUUUUUUUUUUUUUUUUUAAUGAUUAAGAGUAACUUUUGUAGUUUAAAAAAAAAAAAAAGCUUUCAUUUUUCAUACAAAUAAGAAAUAGAAAUAGACUUUUUAUUGUAUAAUGUAGAAGGCUCCCCUUAAAUGUUUUUCCCUAGCUUGUAAAAGAUUUUGUGUAAGAAAUUUGCUCACAUUUUGGUUUUUUAUUUUUAGAAGUAGCUGAAGCACUUUUAGUUUGAACUCUCUUGUCUCUGGUUUUCUCAUCUCUUUUGUCAUUGGAACCUGUACUUAGGAGAGAUUAAGCCACUUCUGGGCCCUCUGUUCCAUAUCAGCCACAGAAUUUGGCGUCAUUAGUAUUUGCCAUGAGACCUCAUAAGCAGCGGACUCACUGGACGUGAGUCUGAGCAAACUCUGGGAGAUAGUGAAGGACAGGGAUGUUUGGCGUGCUGCAGUCCCAUGGAGUUGCAAAGCUUCAGAUAUGACUUAAAGACUGAACAACAAACUCAUAAGCAGAUCUGGUACCUUCAGGGCUCACCGUCAGUGAUUCUUCUCGCUCCCUACUGUGAUGGAGAAAGUUCCCACAGGGAGAUGGCCAAGUUCCCUUCUUGGCGCUGUGUAAAGCUGGAUCAGGAUCACAGUGGUCACCUCUCACUGCCCCAUCCAUUGGCCAGCAAAGGGUGAGACCAGACAGGCUGGGCUGUGUGGGAGGAGGGUUGCUAGUACCUGCCCUGUUCCCUUCUGUUUCUCUCUCCUUUCCUCUCUCCUUUCCUCUCUCCUUCUCUCUCUCCUUCUCUUCUGCUCUCAACCUUCCUGGGUCUGGCUGGUGUCUGCCAACCAAGAGCCUUUACUGACCCAUCCCUCUCUUUAAUAUGUCAUGUAAUUAUCAGGCACAGGCAGCCCAUGGGGUGGGGUCAAGGGUGGCUAAGAAGGUGAGAAGGUAGUAUUAACUCUAGUAUUUGGAUGAUUAGAAAGUGAAGCUUUUCCUGUGUCGAUGAGAAUGGGUCAGCUUACCCACCUGACACACUGGAACCAGAUCGGGUUUUUAAGGCUCCUGGAUUAGCCCGAGUGGAAAACCUUUUCUUCUGAGUAAAGAAGAAGAAGGCAAAGGACAACCAACUCCUAGGGCCCAUCCUUAGUGCCUUGAGGAUUUUAUUUCCUCACUUGACCUCACUCUUUCCAGUCCUCCAAAUGGCAGGGUUUGAUCUCUGGGCAGCCAUUCUUCCAGAACUGAAUCUGUGUCUAGAGACUGAGGACAUCAGCCUGAGGGCUCAAAUGGCCAUUGUAAGGGGACCCAAGGACCAGUUGCUGCUAUUUUGAGAAAGACCUCCGCUCCCCACUCCUUGCUUAGGCAAAGAAGAGGAACUAAACAGUUACCCCUUUAGGAGAAUGUAAUGGAGUUCAGAGGGUGCAGAAGAGCUGGAUAACACCAGAUCGGGUCUAAAUAGUUAAUGUGCACCUUUUCUCUUCCAGGGUUAAGCUCACAACGUCAGUGGAUUUGUUUUCCCCCUAGAACUAUCCCGUACCAUAGAUGAGUCAGUAAUACUUGGUUAGCCCUGAAGAUGUUAAAUAGUGAGUGGCAGGCUUUCGGCUUUGGAACCUCAGUUUUGGAAAAUUUGAGACUGUUAGCACAACCGUCAAUCAUAAAGAAUCAAUGUUCAUGAUAAAUAUAUUAAUAUAUUUUCCAUCAUGUCAGCAGAUUUUCCUCCUCCCUUUCUUUGAUUAGCCUAGUGGAGGAGAUGUCUUGUAAAAAGUUCAGAAAACACGUACUUUUUUUUACUGGGUGAGACCUGAGUAACCCAGACUCCCCAGCGUGGUUCUAUUCACAGCUCUGGACUUUGCACUUAGAAAUGGCUACUGUAAAUGAAAGGCCUCAGUGCCAAGUUUAAGAAAGGAUUUCUGUGAAGUGUUAGGACUCUGGAGCCUAGCUCACAUAAAGAGAGUGUUACAUAAAAAUCUGACAGCUGAACUAGGUUGCUCCUUUUGGGCAGGAGGUGGGGAUGAGUUUUGACACCAGUACAGGCAAAAUUAGAUAACCUUUUUAUUAGUAUAAAUGAUUUUGAUUUAGAGACCUAAUUUGUAGAGUGUGAAAACAACUUUUAGUGCAACUUAUUUACAAACCAACUAUAAAUACUGUGGGUUUUUUUCCUUCCUCAUGCCUGAAUACCAAGAGAGGGCUGUGAUUUGUCAUGUGUCCUUGGAGCAAGAGUGUUGAACUGGUUCACCUUUGUUCUGGCAGUGAGUCAGUGUCCAGAAUUUUUGACACAAGUGUUUUAUUAAAUUUUUUUUUUUUUGCACUUUGUGUCUCCUUCCUCUGUAUUCUCACACUGAGCAAAAGACAAGGAUCAGAGGCCCUUCAGGGCCAGCUCCUCUGAACACACAUGUCGUUUGUGUGGAGGGUGUAUGCUCAGAGACCUCCCACUUCCCAUCGGGGAGAUGGAGCCUCUGUGCGGCCUUGCUAAUGUGGGGAAAUGGGAGAUGGAGGCUGUAGCCUCCCCCUUCUCUGCCAAGUGCUCUUGUCAGUAAUUCAGUUCCGUGGAGUCCAGUCUUUAUUCCAGACACUAGCUCUCCUGCUUGCAGUGCAGACAGGCCAUUAGCAGGUAGUGCUCUGGUCAAGGUCAUUUUCUUUGAAUGCUUUUUAGCGGAGACAGUUAGGAGACAUGUGAUCGGUUGAGACCCUCUGGGAGAGCGUGGAGGCCUAUGAAGCAGCCAGAGACGGAGUUCAGAUUCUUCUUUCACUCACUCAUCCAUCCGUUCAUUCACUGAGUUGUCAUUCAUUCCCAAGAAAGAGUGUUGCAAGAGGCCCUAGUGAGUAUUGGAGAAUAAGGGGCCUGAGGAAGUUUCAUUAAUCAAUAACUAUUCGAACAGCCCAAGUGGCAGCUGUCUCUCUUUCCCUCCCUGCCCCCACCCCUUGCAUGGGUGCACACACAAGAAUACCUUCCUCCCUUGUCUUGGACACUCAUUUGUGCAUUACAUGUGCCUUAUAUUUGAAUCCAGGAUGACUGAGGGCCACCUUGUCAUUGGGAGAUUUUGUAUACACCCUUGUAGUACUAAAUUGAAGUGGGUUUGGACGAUGAAACUUCCAAAGCCUCAAAGAAUGGUUUCUUAAAAGUGAGCCUUGAUCACAUCUAUACAUCAGGAGAAAAGAAACAGUAACAUCCAUUAGGAAAAUCCCAUUUUUCCAAGGUGCGGUCACAUCAAAAAAUGGCCAGCUGGGAUUCAAGGUAUUAUAAAUCCUCACAGCAGAACAUUUUCUUGGCACAGAAGAAUCCAAUGCCUUUGAGGAUUCAGGCUCCAUGUCUCCGAGGCCAAAGGGUCAGUACCACCUACUACAGGACAUAUUUCAUGUUGUCAUUUUGGGUAACAGAAAAUUCAGGAAUGCUAUGUCUGGGUUUCUAGAAGGAAGGAAAAUGAUAAUUCUUAAACACUUACUAAAUGCUGGGUGCUAAGUAAGGUAUUCCCUGGUGACUCAGCAGUAAAAACAUCCACCAGCAAUGUAGGAGCUGCCAGAGACAUAGGUUCGAUUCCUGGGUCAGGAAGAUCCCCUGGAGGGGUGGGGGGCGUGCAUGGCAAUCCACUCUAGUGUUCUUGCCUGGAGAAUCCAGUGGGCAGAAGAGCAUGGUGGGCUACAGUCCAUAGGAUCACAGAGUCGGACACGACUGUAGUGACUUAGCAUGCACACAUAUACUAAAUAAGUCUUUUAAUGUUAUAGAAAGAGAAAACAAGGGCAACUAAUUAUUAUGAGAUGAUAAACAGCUAAGUGAUAUGGGAGGUGCAGCAAUUUGCGGAUUAGGUUGAGCAGAUCUCUUUCUGGGGGAGCACACUGUAAGCCUUGAAGUUCCUCUGGGCAGAGAAUGCAGUGCCUCCUACUCCCUGGGCUGGCCCCGCUGUGCAAAGUUGAGGGCUUUUUGCCUCAUACUGUAGAUGUUCAUCUCCUGUUCAGUUCAUCCCAUCCUCUGUGAGUUCCAGCUAGCAGCCUCUGCAUCCUGGGAAAGCAACACCAGCAAUUUUAGCUGUUUCUCUGCUCCUCUCGCUUGCUCACCAGCUGACUGAGAACAUGAACUUUUUACACCAUGGACCCAUGGCCUACACUGUUCAGCAAAUCUCCCUUUCAGACGGAAUAUUUUCUGAGUCUACGAAAAACACCAGCACUCUUUGACAAAUUGUGGGCGACCAUCUUUAAACAAUGCUGAACAGACUCUGGACUAUAAUCACCCUUGAGCUUUAAUCUUUGUGCUGACAGUCUGGGCUUUCUCUCUUUGGUAACAGGUUAUAUAGACCAGUAAUGUUUAAGUCUAAAUACAUUGUGAGUCUAUUAUCUGUCAUUAUCACGCUGUUUUUUUUUAAUGGCUUUUUAUUCUUUAUCGUAGCUAAAUAAAUACAAAAAAAAAGCAAAUGCUUUGUAGAAUACUUGUAUUUAGUUUGGAAAAAAAAUGAAUUUAAAUUGUUAUGCUUUUGUAUUUCCAUUUCUUGCAAAUAAAAAUAUUUUUUCUUAAAUAGUAAAAA